Messenger RNA from Oikopleura dioica, 543 nucleotides. NCBI's taxonomy places the organism in Eukaryota, Metazoa, Chordata, Appendicularia, Copelata, Oikopleuridae. The record is from the annotation of a GenBank genome assembly.
AUGGGGCGAAAACUGUCACUGAAAAACUCAGUGAGAAUUGUGAAAUUAGGAUUGACAACCCUUUGCACAGGGAAUCUCCAUUUGCUCAGGAGGGGAGUCGAGGAUGAAUUGGAUGAUGAUGGGUCGUCUUCGGAAGAAGAGGAUGAUGGAGGGUCGAUUGAGGAAGAAGAAGACUUUCUUCAGUACAGGGAUCAGCUCGAUGACGCCGAAGAAGGCGAUGAUGGAGCUGGAACCGACGACGAUGAUCAAGUCGAAGCAGAGGAGAUGAUGGCCAUGGCUCUUAUCGACGGCAUCUCCAUCAACGGCUCCAUCUAUGCCGACGAACUGUAUGACAAGGCUGAAGAGCGAAAAGAAGACGACGCGGCAAACCUUGGAGUCAAUUUUAUUGGCCAAAAUGAUCUCGACGAUGAUGCAAGUCUUGAAUUCGACUUUGAUCUUGACCUCUUGGCGUUUCAAGACUCGUCAUCUUCCUCUUCAGAAGACGAUCGAUCUCAAAAAGAUGACGACGAUGAAGACGAUCAUCUCUUUUAUGAUUCUCAUUGA